AUGGCUAACGCAGAUAUCGAAGCCGCGACGGCUUUAAAAGUACAGGGAAAUAAAGCCUUUGCUAAACAUGACUGGCCGGGGGCGCUGGAUUUCUACACACAGGCCAUCGAGAAAUACGACCAGGACCCCUCCUUCUGGUGUAAUAGAGCGCAGGCUAAUAUUAAACUUGAAGCCUACGGUUAUGCUAUCGCGGAUGCGACCAAAGCCAUCGAAUUAGAUCCAUCAUAUGUGAAGGCGUACUGGAGACGAGCCAUUGCGAAUACCGCCAUCCUCAGUUACCGGGAGGCUCUGAGAGAUUUUAAGGCCGUCGUUAAGAAGGCUCCGAACGAUCGUGAUGCGAAAUUAAAGCUAGCGGAAUGUGAGAAGCUAGUGCGAAGAAUUGAGUUCGAGAAAGCGAUUGAAGUUGCGGAACCGCCAUCUGCAUUCGAGGGGCUUGAUAUUGAUGCGAUCAAGGUCGAAGAGACUUAUGAUGGCGUGGCGCUUGGAGAUGAGAUGACACAGGAAUUCAUAGACGAUAUGAUUGAACGGUUCAAGAAUGGGAAGAAGAUACAUAAGAAAUACGCCUAUAAGAUUGUGAAGAAGGUGAAGGAUAUGGUAUAUGACGAACCAACGAUGGUGGAAGUCGGUGUUGAGGAGGGAACCAAGCUGACAGUUUGUGGGGAUACGCAUGGCCAGUAUUUCGAUCUCCUGGAAAUUUUCAGACUCAACGGUUUCCCCUCGGACAAACACGCGUACCUGUUUAACGGUGACUUUGUUGAUAGAGGUUCUUGGUCAACAGAAAUCGCCCUCCUUCUCUUCUCGUAUAAGUGGUUACGACCGAACAAAUUCUUCCUUAACCGCGGAAAUCAUGAGACAGAUGAUAUGAAUCGCGUUUAUGGAUUUGAAGGAGAAUGCAAGGCCAAAUAUACAGAACGUUUGUUUAAGACAUUCUCCGAAUCCUUCUCUGCGCUUCCUCUCGCCACGUUAAUCGGGGAGAAAUACCUUGUUCUCCAUGGAGGUCUCUUCUCAGACGACAAUAUCACCCUUGAUGAUAUCCGAAAACUCAAUAGACAUGGCCAGAGACAACCCGGUCAAUCUGGACUAAUGAUGGAAAUGUUAUGGACCGACCCGCAAACUGAUCCUGGACGCGGACCAAGUAAACGAGGUGUUGGCUUGCAAUUUGGUCCUGACGUGACGAAACGAUUCUGCGAUAAGAAUGGUUUGAAGGCCAUCAUCCGAAGUCACGAAGUAAGAAUGGAGGGCUAUGAAGUUGAACAUGAUGGCCGGUGUAUUACAGUCUUCUCUGCGCCUAAAUACUGCGAUAAUACUGAAAAUAAGGGUGCUUAUAUUAAUGUUGAUCCGAAAUUGGAGCUUGAAUUCCACAAGUUUGACGCUGUUCCUCACCCGGAUAUCAAGCCGAUGGCCUAUGCUCAAAACUCCAUCAUGUCUCUCAUGUGA
Uncinocarpus reesii 1704 is the source of this 1437-nucleotide messenger RNA. Its product is annotated as serine/threonine-protein phosphatase 5. Gene Ontology annotation, molecular function: protein binding; protein serine/threonine phosphatase activity. Gene Ontology annotation, cellular component: cytosol; nucleus. Lineage: Eukaryota; Fungi; Ascomycota; Eurotiomycetes; Onygenales; Onygenaceae. The record is from RefSeq and is a predicted model, not a curated record. The coding region runs from base 1 to 1437 and encodes 478 amino acids. The transcript is spliced from 6 exons.